Messenger RNA from Phodopus roborovskii (desert hamster), 682 nucleotides. Its product is annotated as probable ribosome biogenesis protein RLP24. Gene Ontology annotation, biological process: ribosomal large subunit biogenesis. Bases 33 to 524 code for a protein of 163 amino acids. NCBI's taxonomy places the organism in Eukaryota, Metazoa, Chordata, Mammalia, Rodentia, Cricetidae. Gene Ontology annotation, cellular component: nucleolus. The transcript has a single exon. The record is from RefSeq and is a predicted model, not a curated record.
UUCUGGGAGGUGGGUCCCACGCGGUGUCAAACAUGAGGAUCGAGAAGUGUUAUUUCUGUUCCGGGCCGAUCUACCCUGGCCACGGCAUGAUGUUCGUCUGCAACGAUUGCAAGGUGUUCCGAUUCUGCAAAUCCAAGUGUCAUAAAAACUUUAAGAAGAAGAGGAACCCACGCAAGGUCAGGUGGACUAAAGCCUUCCGGAAAGCAGCUGGCAAGGAGCUCACGGUGGACAACUCAUUUGAAUUUGAAAAACGAAGAAAUGAACCUGUGAAAUACCAGCGAGAACUAUGGAGUAAAACUAUUGAUGCAAUGAAGAGAGUUGAAGAAAUCAAACAGAAACGCCAGGCUAAGUUUAUAAUGAACAGGUUGAAGAAAAACAAAGAGCUGCAGAAGGUCCAGGUCAUCAAAGAAGUCAAGCAGAACAUCCAUCUUAUCCAGGCUCCUCUUGCAGGCAAGGGAAAGCAGCUGGAGGAAAAAAUGGUACAGCAGUUACAGGAGGAUGUGGACAUGGAGGAUGCUUCUUAAUGGUGUCGCCUGCAACCAGCCUUGUGUACACUGGAAACCAGUGGAGACUGUUGGUUCCUAAGCUAUUGAUUGGUUACAUAAUGUCCUUCAGACAAAGGUGAUGCACAUGUUCCCCUCUUACAUUGCAGCCUGUAAAAGCAUCCAUCCUGGGAGUUAGA